AUGCUGAGGAAUCUUGUGAGAUUACACAGUCGUGUGGGGCAUGCCCUCUCUCCCCCCACUGUCUGCCCAAGAAGUCAAGCUCUCAAGCUGCUGCUCUCGGUGAACUCAAAAUCUUACUCCAUUAUCACAGGUAAGAGGUGCACCAUUUGAUCACCCUUUUCAUCAAAUAUCAAGGCUCUCAAGAGUUUGCUGGUUUACAGUGAUCCUGGCUAUAUGCACCAUGGAGGUUGCACAGUUCUUGUCAUGUUGAGUUUGUUAUGCUCUCAUCAAUAGAAAGAAAGAAAUUCUACGAGGACGUCAGCAUAUCCCACGGAGAGGGUGAGUACUGGACCGGGCAAGUGAGAUACUUUCUUUCUUGAUUGAAAUAAGUGUCUGAGUGCUAACAAUUCAAGAACUCACUAACGUUACCUUGAUUCUUGGUCUGCAGGUGGCAUGUUUGAGAUCAACCUGGACCAGCGGAAACUGAAGACACCAGGAGGAAAGCUGUUCACAGCCCCCAACGAAGCCUUAGCCAUUGCCGUGGCGAAUGAGUGGGAUACUCAGAAAGACGUGCUCAAGUUCUACAGUAUGCAUAUGGUAGGACCUUUUUAGCUUAGUACUUUUGUUUGAUGCUUCAUGUUGGCGGUGUCUGGAAUGACACACUGUACCCCAAACAGGGCACUACUUUCACUAGAGCUUUUGACUUGGGCCCUGAUUAAAACUAAUGUGGAAAAAGGGUGCCAUUUGAGAUUUGUUCUCUCCUUCUCCAGACCACUCUCUGCAACACAGCCCUUGAUAACCCUACAUUCCGCAGCAAGGACCAAAUGAUCACCGCUGCCCUCAAGUAUCUGGAGACUGACACUAUCUGGUACGCAGAGGUCUUCAUAGUAGCAUAGGGUUUUAGUUUCUGGUGAAUAAAAGUAACCUGCCUAACAUAGGACCAAUAUGAUACACAGAUUCUCUCCAUCAGAUCAUUAAUGUGCAUGAUUGUGUAGAAAUUAUAACUCUGUGAUUAUGUUUUCUGCUUGUAGUUACAGAGUUGAGGAGCCUCCAUCUUUAGUGGAGCUUCAGAAUAAUGAAUGGGACCCUGUGCUGAACUGGAUUGAAGACAGGUUAGUUUCACUUUAACAUGAUCAUUGACUCAUUUGCUGUGAGGUACCUUACUAGAAGUUCACUGGACACGUCUACUUAUUUGCAUGUCAUCGUCAGCAAAGGAGGGAAACAGAUUUGUUGCAUUGUCUUGAGAGUACUUUAAUUAAUGUUUUCCUCUUGCAGGUACAACGUAGUCAUUGGCUCCUCUACCAAUAUACUGGGACCAGAGAUCCCACAGGCAACGAUGAAUACUUUCCGCCAGCACCUGGGUUCCUAUAACUUCUGGUCCCUGACAGGUAAAAACAGCUAAAAGACUCAUUAGAGAUACUCCCAUCCCGUGCACAUGUGCAAAUUCUGAACUGUGUGUGGGUGCUAAAGGAAUCAGCCUCUUGCCUAGACCAAUGGAGAGAGAAUCCUCAGAAGUUGCACCGCUGUUCAUGAUCACAUCAUAUUGCUGAGUCUCAGUUAAAUAGACAGUACACGACUGCACUAAUACUAUUUGCAUGUCCUGUGUGUAGGACUGGAGUAUGUGAUCACCCAGCUGAAGUCAGUGGUGCUGGCAUUUGCAUUGAUUGACAAACACAUUACAGUGGAGCAGGCCGUGCUGCUGUCACGACUAGAGGAGGAGUUCCAGGUAUGAACUCGCCACAGAAUCAAUACAUAUACAGAGAUUAGAAAAGCAUCUUGGCUAUGUAUUCAAUCUCCCUGUCUGUUUCUGUCUCUUCAUCUCUUACUAAUGAUUUAUUUUCCCUUCUCUCUCUUUCCCCUCUCCACAGAUCGGGCAUUGGGGAAACGUAGAGUGGGCUCAUGAUGUUGACCUGUAUGAGCUGAGGGCACGUACAGCAGCAGGGGCUCUGUUUGUACAUUUCUCCUCCGAGAGUUCAACGGUCAAACGCAAACUCAUGCAAGACUAA
This is a messenger RNA of Coregonus sp. 'balchen', 1985 nucleotides long. NCBI's taxonomy places the organism in Eukaryota, Metazoa, Chordata, Actinopteri, Salmoniformes, Salmonidae. The record is from the annotation of a GenBank genome assembly.